Molecule: messenger RNA, 1380 nt
Organism: Physella acuta
Lineage: Eukaryota; Metazoa; Mollusca; Gastropoda; Physidae
Product: homeobox protein unc-42-like
Biological process (GO): regulation of transcription by RNA polymerase II
Molecular function (GO): RNA polymerase II transcription regulatory region sequence-specific DNA binding; DNA-binding transcription factor activity, RNA polymerase II-specific
Source: RefSeq, a predicted model, not a curated record
AUGGAGGAGCAGCGGGUGCCGGGGGACGAGCGGGACAAACGGAAAUGUGACGACUUCACCAGCCUGUACGGCCUGGACACGGGUCACGUCACGUCACAGAGGGGGCUGGCUGACCACUCAGGUCAAGAAGGGGCGUUCAAGAAGAUCAAGGCCGAGGGCGCCAGCCCGGUGCUGUCUAUGUCGUCAGCUGCCUCGUUAGGGGGCGCUUCCCCGGGCUCCGCCUCAGGUCACACCCCCGGCUCAGGCACGUGUCCGACACCAGCUAGGAGGCGGCACCGGACAACAUUUACACAGGAACAGCUCCGGGAGCUAGAGGCCGCCUUCGCCAAGUCCCACUACCCCGACAUCUACUGCAGGGAGGAGCUGGCCAGGAUAACCAAGCUGAAUGAGGCCAGGAUACAGGUGUGGUUCCAAAACCGCCGGGCCAAAUACCGUAAACAAGAGAAACAGUUGGCCAAGUCACUGAGCCCAGUCAUCCCCACCUGUAACGGCAUGAUGCGCAACAUCUACCCCACCAACGCCCGGGGGUACCACUACCCCAGCGCCGCCAACAUGAACAACAUGGCGGCCAGAUACGGGGAGUACCCCCAGAUGAACUCGACCUACCCCCCGUCCAUGGGCGGCAUGCACCAGUUCUCCCACAUGGGCGGUAUGACCGGAUCCAAUAUGGCAGCCAGCAUGAGCAUGCCCAGACAAGUCCAACAAUUUCCCAUGGCGUCAGACUACGGCCUGGAGUCAGCCGAGGAUGACUGGUACAACAAGAGUUUAACAGCUCUACGCAUGAAUAACUCGCAUCCCGGGCCCUUAUCCAAUCAAAUUCUACCGUAUCAGACUCAAGUCUAAUCAAGCCAAUCACAAACGACGUUGCAAGCAGCUAAAACUUAUUUCCUCUGUGCCACAAACUCUCCGCCAAUGAAAUCGAUCGUCUCAUGUCGGUUUCCAUUACAGCCAGACGCACGAGCGAACAGAGCCGAAGCUUCGAGUGUCGGCUAACACAUUCAAGGGAAAACUUGGACGUAAAAUUUGUUUUUCCCUUCAAGGCGGGGCAUAAUUUGACAUAAACCAAAACUAUUUACACAACUUUUAUCUGGAUAGAGUACACGGUUUCACAACACAGCCGUGACCUUGUCCUCAGCUCCGACAGACGUGUCAACACGCGGCUACACGUCUCUUUUAAAUCUAGGUCAAACAAACAUCGUGUGUUGUGAGCGGAUUGGUUCAUCUUGUUUACACAUUUUAAUGACUCGGCACAAUGCAUCACACAUAGCUGUCUAAACAUUCGACUCGUGUUAAUUGAGGGUGGUUUGUUUAUUUAUGGCUCGUUCUGAUAAUUAGUGGUUUUAAUUAUGUGCCGCCGAAGUCCGCAAUAAUAUCUGUGGC